Messenger RNA from Mangifera indica (mango), 1502 nucleotides. RefSeq names its product zinc finger protein JAGGED-like. Gene Ontology annotation, molecular function: DNA-binding transcription factor activity. The record is from RefSeq and is a predicted model, not a curated record. The coding region runs from base 239 to 1087 and encodes 282 amino acids. NCBI's taxonomy places the organism in Eukaryota, Viridiplantae, Streptophyta, Magnoliopsida, Sapindales, Anacardiaceae. The transcript has 5 exons.
CUGUCCCUUCUUGUUCUUUCAAUUUAGAGAGAGAGAGAGAGAUGAGUCCACAGUGGGUGGCAGAGAAAACUGAUAGAGAACUUUCAAACCUCCUUUUUCUCUACCUUCACUCAACUAGCCUCUAUAUAGCAGUCUCAAACUGAAGUCUUAUAAUUUUGUAAAGCUUUACUUAUAUCUUCCCAUCUGAAAGAUUGUUUAGUUUACCUCAUAUUUUUUUCUGUCUUUCUCUGUCGGUACCAUGAGACCUGAGAGGAAUCCCUUGGACCUCAACAACUUACCUGAAGAUUUCAGCAGUAGAGAUGGCAAACAAGUUUUUGAUGACUCCUCCUCAGCUUCUGGCUACAGGAAAAAGAAAAGCGGCGCUAAGGAUGGGAAAGAUGAGUGUGGGAAGGUCUAUGAGUGUAGGUUUUGUUCCCUCAAGUUCUGCAAAUCUCAAGCUCUCGGGGGACACAUGAACCGCCACCGACAAGAGAGGGAGACUGAGACACUGAACCGGGCUCGUCAGCUGGUCUUCAGUAACGAUAACCUAGCAGCCGCCCAAGGGCCUCCUCCCCAUCCAGGGUGCAUCACCGCAGGAAGUUACCAUCCAGCGGGACAUAUUGGAGAUCCAUUCAGAUCAGUGUACUCGUCAAGACUAUUCAGCGGUUCUUCUUCUACAAUGAUUCCGCCACCACCACCACCUCCACCGCCGUCGCAACCACCAUACCCUUACCCUUCGCCUUCACGUCUCACAUCCUACUCCACACAGUACCCUCCACAUCACCCCAUGAACGAGUACUACGUCGGCCAUGUCCUUACCAGUCCCUCUUCUCAUUCCCAUUCACAGCACCCUCACCAACACCAAAACCUAAAUUACAUGGGCGCAGCGGGUGAAUCAAACUACACAUGCAUUGGGGCGCCAGUGGGACACGGGUUCAUUGCCGGUUCAAGCCGUGGCGGUAGCGGUGGCGCGGACUUGACUGGAGGAUCAUCAGGAGCGAGAGACGGGCCAUUGAACAAUCAGGAGGAGGGAUUAAAUUGGGGAAGGAGCUAUGCAGCAGGAGGAGGAGGAACACACACACAACCACGUCUGGAUCCUCCUUUCUAGCUAAUUACAUUGCGAUUAAAGAAUCAAAAAAAGUAAUAUUGUUUUUUAAUAUUAUAGUUUAAGUAGAAUUAAAUGAAUGAAUGAAGUUGUUUGACACGGCACCCACAGAGAAAGAGAGAGACAUAACAAACUGACAAAUGGGGUCAUGCAAGGGAGGAAAGAAAGAGAAAACUUUGGUUUAUGUACAGGAGAUUGGGUUUUUUGGGACAGCUUUUUGAGAUCAUGUACACGCUCAGCUAGUUUGGCUUUGAGCUUUGGGGAUUGUUGUACUAUAACCAUCUGCUAAAAAUGGGGACUAGAGCUUUGGAUAUGUGGGACAAGAAGUUAGAUAUGAACUGAAAGUUCCUAACUAUCUUUUUGCAUUUGCAUGGCAAUGGAGUUUGUUUGUUUAAUAUUUAUAUAUUUUUCUUUUUCA